Orycteropus afer afer is the source of this 1519-nucleotide messenger RNA. RefSeq names its product isocitrate dehydrogenase (NAD(+)) 3 non-catalytic subunit beta (gene IDH3B). The record is from RefSeq and is a predicted model, not a curated record. Gene Ontology annotation, molecular function: NAD binding; magnesium ion binding; oxidoreductase activity, acting on the CH-OH group of donors, NAD or NADP as acceptor. Gene Ontology annotation, cellular component: mitochondrion. Lineage: Eukaryota; Metazoa; Chordata; Mammalia; Tubulidentata; Orycteropodidae. Gene Ontology annotation, biological process: tricarboxylic acid cycle; isocitrate metabolic process.
UCCCGCGCGACUACCUGCGAGGGAGAUCAUGGCGGCGUUGGGCAGUGUCCGCUGGCUGACCCGAGCGUUGGUCGCCGCCCCGAACCCUGGGGUAUGGAGGGACCUGGGCACCUCAGCUACGUCGUGCGCCGCUUCUCGGAGCCAGGCCGAGGACGCGAGGGUGGAAGGCGCCUUUCCCGUGACUAUGCUGCCGGGAGAUGGAGUGGGACCUGAGUUGAUGCAUGCCGUCAAAGAGGUGUUCAAGGCUGCCGCCGUCCCGGUGGAGUUCCAGGAGCACCACCUCAGUGAGGUGCAGAAUAUAGCAUCUGAGGAGAAGCUGGAACAGGUGCUGAGUUCCAUGAAGGAAAACAAGGUGGCCAUUAUUGGAAAGAUCCACACGCCGAUGGAAUACAAGGGGGAGCUAGCCUCCUAUGACAUGAGGCUGAGGCGUAAGUUGGAUUUGUUUGCUAAUGUGGUCCAUGUGAAGUCACUUUCUGGCUUUAAGACCCGACACAACAAUCUAGACCUGGUGAUCAUUCGAGAGCAGACGGAAGGGGAAUACAGUUCUCUAGAACAUGAGAGUGCGAAAGGUGUGAUUGAGUGUUUGAAGAUUGUCACUCGAACCAAAUCUCAGCGGAUUGCAAAGUUUGCCUUUGACUAUGCCACCAAGAAGGGACGGAGCAAGGUCACAGCUGUGCAUAAGGCCAACAUCAUGAAACUUGGGGAUGGGUUGUUCCUGCAGUGCUGUAGAGAAGUUGCUGAACUGUACCCCAAAAUCAAGUUUGAGACAAUGAUCAUAGACAACUGUUGCAUGCAGCUGGUGCAGAAUCCUUACCAGUUUGAUGUGCUUGUGAUGCCCAAUCUCUAUGGGAACAUUAUUGACAAUCUGGCUGCUGGCCUGGUUGGGGGAGCUGGUGUGGUUCCUGGGGAGAGCUACAGUGCAGAGUAUGCAGUCUUUGAGACGGGUGCCAGACAUCCAUUUGCCCAGGCAGUCGGCAGGAAUAUAGCCAACCCCACAGCCAUGCUGCUGUCAGCCUCCAAUAUGCUGCGGCAUCUCAAUCUCGAGCAUCACUCCACCAUAAUCGCAGAUGCAGUGAAGAAGGUGAUCAAAGUCGGCAAGGUGCGGACUCGAGACAUGGGCGGCUACAGCACCACAUCUGACUUCAUCAAGUCUGUCAUCGGCCACCUGCACCCCCAUGGGGGCUAGAGCCCUUUAUUUCUUCCAACCUCACAAGGACCAUGCUACUUAACACAUCCCUUCUGCACAUUGGACCAGACUUAGACAGUGGACCAUAAAUCACCCUUCUGGGCAGAGCCUAGAUUGUCCUGGGUCUGGGUUCCUUAGGAACUGUUUUGGGUGAUGGGUUCGUUAGGGAUGGGGGCUCAAGCCACAGACAUCAUGACCAUUCUCCCCCACAGGUUCGAACCUCUGACAUGGGUGGUUAUGCCACCUGCCACGACUUCACUGAGGCUGUCAUUGCUGCCCUGCCUCGCUAAUAAUCCUGCCUGCACCCAUGUAAGGUGCUCAAUAAAACACAUG